GGCAGCCCCGCACCCUAUGGAUCGGCCGCUCCAUGGAGACCUCCAGAGCGCUUCUGGGCUGCCUGGCGAGCGCCGCUGCUGCCGCCCCGCCGGGGGAGGAUGGAGCGGGGGCUGGGGCCGAGGAGGAGGAGGAAGAGGAGGAGGAGGCGGUGGCGGCCCCCGGGGAGCUGGGCUCCGACGCGCCGCUGCCCUACUGGACGGCUGUGUUCGAGUACGAGGCGGCGGGCGAGGACGAGCUGACCCUGCGACUGGGCGACGUGGUGGAGGUGCUGUCCAAGGACUCGCAGGUGUCCGGCGACGAGGGCUGGUGGACCGGGCAGCUGAACCAGCGGGUGGGCAUCUUCCCCAGCAACUACGUGACCCCUCGCACCGCCUUCUCCAGCCGCUGCCAGCCCGGCGGCGAAGACCCCGGUUGCUACCCGCCCAUUCAGUUGUUAGAGAUUGAUUUUGCGGAGCUAACCCUGGAAGAGAUUAUUGGCAUCGGGGGCUUUGGGAAGGUCUAUCGUGCUUUCUGGAUAGGGGAUGAGGUCGCCGUGAAAGCAGCUCGCCAUGAUCCCGAUGAGGACAUCAGCCAGACCAUAGAGAAUGUUCGCCAGGAGGCCAAGCUCUUCGCCAUGCUGAAGCACCCCAACAUCAUUGCCCUCCGGGGGGUGUGUCUGAAGGAACCCAACCUCUGCUUGGUCAUGGAGUUUGCUCGUGGAGGGCCUUUGAAUAGAGUGUUAUCUGGAAAAAGGAUUCCCCCAGACAUCCUGGUGAACUGGGCCGUGCAGAUUGCCAGAGGGAUGAACUACUUACAUGAUGAGGCAAUUGUCCCCAUCAUCCACCGCGACCUUAAAUCCAGCAACAUAUUGAUCCUCCAGAAGGUGGAGAACGGAGACCUCAGCAACAAGAUUCUCAAGAUCACCGACUUUGGGCUGGCUCGGGAAUGGCACCGAACCACCAAGAUGAGCGCGGCAGGGACGUAUGCUUGGAUGGCACCCGAAGUCAUUCGUGCCUCCAUGUUUUCCAAAGGCAGCGACGUGUGGAGCUACGGGGUGCUGCUCUGGGAGCUGCUGACCGGUGAGGUGCCCUUCCGAGGAAUCGAUGGCUUAGCAGUCGCUUAUGGGGUGGCCAUGAACAAGCUUGCCCUUCCCAUUCCUUCCACGUGCCCGGAACCGUUUGCCAAACUCAUGGAAGAUUGCUGGAAUACCGACCCCCAUUCACGACCAUCUUUCACCAAUAUCCUGGACCAGCUGACUACCAUAGAGGAGUCUGGUUUCUUUGAAAUGCCCAAGGACUCCUUCCACUGCCUGCAGGAUGACUGGAAACAUGAGAUUCAGGAGAUGUUUGACCAACUCAGGGCCAAAGAAAAGGAGCUCCGCACCUGGGAGGAGGAGCUGACACGGGCCGCGCUCCAGCAGAAGAACCAGGAGGAGCUGCUGCGGCGCCGGGAGCAAGAGCUGGCCGAGCGGGAGAUCGACAUCCUGGAACGUGAGCUCAACAUCAUCAUCCACCAGCUGUGCCAGGAGAAGCCCCGGGUGAAGAAACGCAAGGGCAAGUUCAGGAAGAGCCGGCUGAAGCUCAAGGACGGAAACCGCAUCAGCCUCCCUUCCGACUUCCAGCACAAGUUCACGGUGCAGGCCUCCCCCACCAUGGAUAAAAGGAAGAGUCUCAGCAGCAGCCGCUCCAGCCCUCCGGCAAGCCCCACCAUCAUCCCGCGCCUCCGCGCCAUCCAGUGUGAGACUGCUUCCCACGUUAGCUGGGGCCAGCACACUCCAUGGGCGCCCGUCCCUGCUCAGUCCCGCCACCUGCUGGUCCAGGCUUGCUCCACCCACAACUUCCGCCACCUCUCUUCCACGAUGUGUCUAUAUGUGCACACGUUGACACCAGGUGAAAGCAGCAAAACCUGGGGCCGGAGCUCUGUCAUCCCGAAGGAGGAGGGGGAGGAGGAGGAGAAGAGGGCCCCGAAGAAGAAGGGACGGACGUGGGGGCCGAGUUCGCUCGGUCAGAAGGAGUUUGCCUCGGGAGACGAAGGAUCCCCUCAGAGACGCGAGAAAGCUAAUGGUUUAAGUACCCCAUCAGAAUCGCCACAUUUCCACUUGGGCCUCAAGUCCCUGGUAGAUGGAUACAAACAGUGGUCGUCCAGUGCCCCCAACCUGGGGAAGGGCCCUAGGAGUAGUCCAGCCCUACCAGGGUUUACCAGCCUUAUGGAGAUGGAGGACGAGGACAGUGAAGGCCCACGGAGUGGGGAGAGUCGUCUGCAGCAGUCACCCAACCAGUCCUACCUCUGUAUCCCAUUCCCUCGCGGGGAGGAUGGGGACGGCCCCUCCAGCGAUGGCGUCCACGAGGAGCCCACCCCAGUCAACUCAGCCACCAGUACCCCGCAGCUGACGCCAACCAACAGCCUCAAGCGGGGCAGCCCCCACCACCGCCGCUGCGAGGUGGCUCUGCUUGGCUGUGGGGCAGUCCUCGCAGCCACAGGCCUCGGCUUUGACCUGCUGGAAGCUGGCAAGUGUCAGCUGCUGCCGCCGGAGGAGCCAGAGCCUCCGGCCCGGGAGGAGAAGAAGAGGCGCGAGGGUCUAUUCCAGAGAGCCAGCCGUCCUCGUCGGAGCACCAGCCCCCCAUCCCGGAAGCUCUUCAAGAAGGAAGAGCCCAUGCUGUUGCUAGGAGACCCCUCUGCCUCCCUCACGCUGCUCUCUCUCUCCUCCAUCUCCGAGUGCAACUCGACCCGCUCCCUGCUGCGAUCCGACAGCGAUGAGAUUGUGGUGUACGAGAUGCCCGUCAGCCCGCUGGAGGCCCCGCCCCCGAGCCCCUGCACCCGCAACCCCCUGGUCAACGUGCGAGUGGAGCGCUUCAAGCGAGACCCUAACCAGUCCCUGACCCCCACCCACGUCACCCUCACGGCCCCCGCACAGCCCAGCGCUCACCGCCGGACUCCUUCCGAUGGGGCCCUCAAGCCCGCGGCCCCCUCAGCCAGCAGGAGCCCCUCCAGCAAUGGGCUGAGCCCCAGCCCUGGAGCAGGAAUGUUGAAAACCCCCAGCCCCAGCCGAGACCCAGGUGAAUUCCCCCGCCUCCCUGACCCCAACGUGGUCUUCCCUCCAACCCCAAGGCGCUGGAACACACAGCAGGACUCUACCUUGGAGAGACCCAAGACCCUGGAGUUUCUGCCUCGGCCACGCCCUUCUGCCAACCGGCAACGGCUGGACCCUUGGUGGUUUGUGUCCCCCAGCCACGCCCGUAGCGCCUCCCCGGCCAACAGCUCCAGCACGGAGACGCCCAGCAACCUGGACUCUUGCUUUGCCAGCAGCAGCAGCACCGUGGAGGAGCGACCUGGGCUGCCAGCCCUGCUCCCAUUCCAGGCGGGGCCGCUGCCCCCCACCGAGCGGACGCUCCUGGACCUGGAUGCAGAAGGCCAGAGCCAGGACAGCACCGUGCCGCUGUGCAGGGCAGAACUGAACACACACAGGCCGGCCCCUUAUGAGAUCCAGCAAGAAUUCUGGUCUUAGCAUGAAAAGGUUUGGGGGUGGGUGGAGUGGGGGAAACAGGAGGAGAAGGGGGGAGCUGGCUGGCACAGCCCUCCCUCAGAAUGGGACCCCUUGAGAUCCAGCCCUACUUCUUGCACUGAGAAUGCACUUUGAAGAUGGAAGGGGUGGAAGCAGGGCCCUUCUUCCCGUGUCCACCAGAGGGGCUGUGGCCGUCAGCUCUGGCUGUGUAGGGGAGGGAGGGGUGCGUGCAUGUCCCCCCACCCCUCCUCAGUCUUCCUUGCCUUCAGGGUGACCCUGCAGAGUCACUCAGCCGAAUCUGUCUGCUGCUCCCCCUCUGCCCCCCGGGGUCCCUCUGUUAGCCCUGAGUUCAGCCUUCCCAAACACCAGUGUUGGAUGCUCUGUGGUUGACUUUGCUCCUCUUCCACAUUCCUCCCUGACACUCACGACUCAGAAUCUCGUUGGUGUGAGAUGCGUGCUCCUCCACGUCCUGAGCCCUUUGGUGUCAGCUGGGGACUGAAGGCAAGCUGCCCAGUGUCGGGCACAGGAAUUGAUGGAGGUGGGACCACCUGCCUGCACUUCCAGGAGCCCCACUUAAUUAUUUGAGCCAAUGUUCAGUGGUCAGGGGUCGUGGACCUGUCUCCGUGAGAGCUGGGGGAAGGGAGGGAGUUAGGAAAUACAGUCGAGUUGCAGUAAAGAGGGUAACAGAGUCUGUCUGUACUCAUUCCUUUUGUAAACAUUCAAAUAAGGGCAGAAACCAGCACAUGUUGACAGCACCCUUCUCCUACCUGGGCCCCAGACAUAGUCAGACCAGGUUCUGAUUCAAACACACGCUCAUCCCAGGAAGAGUUCCUAGGGAGACUCACUGGUGCCAGUUCUGAAGCCCGAGAUAGUUCCUUUAUUUGUCCCUUUUGUCAUCUGAUCUGUGUGUGUUCUUCCUUUCCCUUGAGCUUUCCUUCCGUCCCUGGAAUGAGUGGACGCGGGGUUGUAUGUGUGGUUGGGAGACAUCUCUGUACUGCACCAGGACAGCAUGUGGGCGUGGGUCCUGGGCACUGGGAGCUGGGCCUGUGGUGAAUCCUCAUCCAGUCAUCCAUUCUGUGAUGCCUUUGAAGUAAAACGGAGCCAUCAGUAGAACCUUCCGUAAAUGGGCAUGGUGAGGUGAUGAUGUGUGUAAGAGGCCCAGUGAGCCCGACGUGCAGUGACCUUCAAGUCCCAAGCACUGGAGACCGGCCAAGGCCUCUUGUCUUCGUGCACGGACAGCCCCCUGUGCUGGGCUCUGGACCGUGAGCUGGGGUAGAAAGGACAACAGAGACCCACCCCAACUUUUCUGAAAUUUGUUACCUUAACUAGAAGGUUAAGCUUCUUCUGGAGCGUUCUCACGUGUGUCUUUGCUAUUCCUCUUACCUGGAGCCUCCUGUGUCGAGUGUGACCAGUUGUCUUCAUGUGGGAGUAACAACUUGCCUGGGAGUCGAGCCCCCCUCCCAAGCCGCUCGCCCUGUCGCUGCACUGUCCUUCAUCCUGGAAUAUUUCUCUGGAGGCGCUGGAGGCCCCCUUUCAGGUUCCUUGCGUUUGCUGCCUGGAUGCCAGGACAGGAGAGGGUUCAGGCCUGAGAUGACGUCAAGCUGCAGUUACUGUGAGGAGCACAGUCCCACAUCUCUCCCGUUGAACAGGUGGUUGUUAUCUUAGGUAAGGAAUUCAGAUUAGUAAAAAUCCACAUGGGAAGGGGAAACCCACUUCUACUGCCGGGGAGUCCUCAGUCCUGGGCUUUUCCCCGGCCCGGCCGCCUGGGUGCUCACCACCUUAGGCAUUGGCUUUGAAGGCAGGUGGUGGAAACUGGAGUCCUGGCUGAUUAAGGCAAUUAACGAGGCUGGGGGGGUCUACUUAGGCUGACCCAGCCCUGGGCUUCUGCUUGGCUGUGCAGACAACGUGAGCCUCUCACCCGCUUCUCAGACUGAGUAUUUUCCAUUUGUCCUGAUGUGCUAUUGACAGGCCCCACCCCCUGCUUCGUCCAUUUCUGGUCUUGGGCCUGGAAGCACCUGGCCUCCUUAGGCUGCUGGGUGAGCCCGCCUGAUCUGUUCUUCCGAAGGUUAGGCUGCUCCUUGGUCUGGAGCCAGUGAGACUGGUCCUUCCCGAUUCUUUCUGGCUGUGAUUCCCUGCAUCCCCUGCCUUUGGCCUUGUUUUGGGUCUUUUGUUCCUGACUGCAGCUAGAAAUAGAGAAGAGCCUCGGGGCCCAGAUGGUUUCCAGAGCCGAGAGCUUUUCCACACCUCUCUUUGUUUCUCUUGGAAACAGACUUGCCUUUCCCCUGACCCAGCCUCCCUCCUGAUGGGUCUGACCCACCCUCCCUACAAACACCCACAGCCCAGUCUUACUACACUGAUUGGCAGGCAUGGAUCUGAUAACUGGAUAAAUGUAUCAGGACAGCACGUGGAGUACAGUUCCUGAGGUUCAGAGACAAGCCUUUGCUGUUGGGAUGAGUGGGGUGGACAUCCAGGAAACCUGAACCCAGAGGUCAGACUGGUUUAACCACAGCGGUCCUGGCGGAUGCUGGCCCCUGUGGGUAUGGCAGUCUUGCCGUACACUUCCUGAAGUCCAAGACCAAGUUUCAGAAGAAGUAUGUUGCCCACGUUCCUAAAAUCCUUCACCCCUUUGCACCUGCUUUGACAGAUCCUGGCUUUAUUUAAAGUUUGGAUAUUGUAUUCAUCAUGGAUUUUUCAUUAAUUUAAAUUUUUAAAUAUAUUGUAUUGAAAUGUGAUUUAUCUUGAUAACUGAGUUUUUUGGAUGCCCCUCGCCCCUGCCUUGAAUUUUACAUGGAAGGUGAGUGCCUCACUCACUUUAUCCUCGCCUCAGCCCAGCCUGCCCCUCACCCUGAUCUGUGAGCAAGCGCAGGCAGAAUAGUGAGGUGGAUUUAGGGUUUUUUUUCUUGUUGCCCUUCCCCUAUGUCCUGAGUCAGGUGGUAGGUAGCUCUCUGAAAGUGUUUGCAUUUAAAUAGGAAUGUGUUUACCCGACAAUAGUGGGACACCUAGGACAGUUUUUGGCCUUGGACCUGUGACUGGAGUGACUUUUUCUUGGUGUCCUCUAGCUUUCUUUCUGCCUCUGAAACCCUGUAACCGCUUGGAGGGGUGUAUGUGCUGUAAGGGAAAGGGAAGUGAUUACAGUGGAGAGGAUGCUUUAGAGUCUCAUCUGAAACCUCCUUGGGACAUCUCUGAAUUUCCAGAGAAGCAAAUAAAUCAUUCUGCCUCCCAGUUUCAGGAAGGACUGAAGAGGACGGAAGCAUUCUGACUCCCCUGCAUGCCCAGGGCGGCUUCGCUAGCGCUGUGCCUGGCCCUCAGUGACCUUCAUAAUACCGGUCACAUCACCUCCAUCUGUACCCUUUGUAUCCUUUUCGCUAUCAUUAUGAUGCUCUGUCGUCUUUGUUUUACUUUCAUCUUUUCUCUUUACCUCCAGUCCCAGAAGCCUCACUGGCUAGGGUUCUUUUCUUCAUCACUCUCAGAAUGGGGUGUGAGUUUAUCCUGCCCUGGGAAUGGGGGCUGACAAUAAAUUAUAUGAAAGCGUUCCAUUUCUCCUAUGGGGGAGGUGCCAUCCUAGACAUUUACAUUCUUUUCUCAUCUUUUUUUAGACUCUCCGUCAUCCUAGGGGGUGGGGUGGAGGUGAGGGGUAUUACCUUCAUCUAAGGAUGUGGAAACAGGCUCAGAUGGUUACGUGACACGCCCAAGGUGAUGCAGCUAGGAGGUGGCGAUGCUGAUCUGCUUAGCUCCAGAGCUGCCUCUCGUUUUCCUCUGAGUGUAUUUUAGGCCACUGUUUAGAAGCUUUGGGAUAAAAUCAGCCUAGCUUUGGUCCACUGAGGCUUUGAAGUGGCUCUUUGUCCAAGGAUGAGUUGUCCUACGGCUAACCCAUCAUCUGCCUUUGUGACUGGAGGCUCCCAGCGGGACUGGCAGCUGCCCCAGGGCUCAGCCAGCUGCCUCUCUGCCUGGCUGCUUCCUGUGCCACCAUUUCCCCCAUGAUCGUUCAGGGACCUGUCCCACGUGAGAGCUGAACAUGUCAAUCCUGUAGCUCUUCCCAGGACCACCGAAGGCCUGUGGGUCUCUCCACUCUGUUUCCAGCCCACAGCUGCCCCAUUACUGCUCUUUGCCGCAGCUUCAACCCAUGUCCCUCCCAGUCUCAAGUUAGGAAGCCUUGACUGUAGCUUCUCUGUGGGAACUUGAAAUUGGGCUUUUGUCUUUUUAUUGUAUCGAGCUGUAUGCCCUUGGUAUCCAGUUGUAGCAAAGAAGGGAGGUGAUGAUCUUGUCAGCUUUCUCCUCUAAUCUUUCUCACUACCCACCCUAAACACACACACGCGCAUGCACACGCACACUCGUGCUUAUGCUCACAGACGCAUGCACACACACUCACACAGAUUUAGUCUGAGACUGUAUCAGUACCUUCUAGAAGGUUAAGGAAAGGAGCCGGAGGUGGGUUUUACUUAAUUCGCAGAAAAGAUUUCUUUGGGAUUUUCCUCCCCUUUAGAGUCUUUGAGUCUAGGUAAAGUGAAGUUCACACACAUGCUGGUUUUGUUCCUCAGUAAUUAGCCACGAGUUUCCCUCCCUAGGCCUUCCCUGCUCCCGUGUCUUGUCCACGUGUGCUGACCUCAUGUCCUUGAAUUCCCAUUUUGCUUUGGGAUUUAAGUUAUUGUAAUUUGUCAACAAUAUUUAAAAGUAGGAAAGUCCUGAAGGAAACUUACCAGGGUCUUUUCUUUGGCUUUUUUUUUUUUUCAAGGUACUGUAAAUUGUUCACUAGGGACGCCAAGCAGGCUUGGUUCAAUGGCUAAACCUCUUAUCGUAUUACAGUGUAAUGCUGAUCUCAGCCUGGUCUCACCACCAGAGCACACACAGACUUGAAUAAAACUGUUGCAACAAUGA
Molecule: messenger RNA, 8357 nt
Organism: Vicugna pacos (alpaca)
Lineage: Eukaryota; Metazoa; Chordata; Mammalia; Artiodactyla; Camelidae
Source: RefSeq, a predicted model, not a curated record